Molecule: messenger RNA, 1890 nt
Organism: Aphanomyces astaci
Lineage: Eukaryota; Oomycota; Saprolegniomycetes; Saprolegniales; Verrucalvaceae
Exons: 1
Coding region: 79-1842 (587 amino acids)
Cellular component (GO): membrane
Molecular function (GO): ABC-type transporter activity; ATP hydrolysis activity; ATP binding
Source: RefSeq, a predicted model, not a curated record
CGAAAGUUGACGGAUGGAUCGAGCGAGGGUCGCUGCUUCCAUUGAUCAACUUUCUUCGAACAUCCCUGACAACCAAACAUGGCCAUCGACGCUGCUUUCCUCGACGUCAGUGCCGACUCGGCCCCGCUCCACCCAUGCACACUGAGCUGGGACAACCUCAACUUCAAAGUGACCGCCGGUAAGGUUAACAAACGCAUUUUGCGCGACAUCAGCGGCCGUUCUGCGCCUGGCCAAGUCACCGCCAUCCUGGGUCCGUCGGGCAGUGGCAAGACGACGCUGCUGGACAUCCUCGCCGACCGCGUGUCGAGUGGCAAGAUCUCGGGUGACAUUGACGUCAACGGCAAGCCUCGCGACAAGCACUUCCGCCUGCUCGCGUCGUACGUGGCCCAAGAAGACUCGCUCUUGGGUUCGUUCACGGUGCUGGAAACCCUUCGGUACGCCGCCAAGCUCAGCGUGGCGUCGACGGUGUCGGCCAUGGAGUGCGAAAGUCGAGUCCAGCAAGCCAUCAGCGACAUGGGGUUGCGCUCGUGCGAGGACACGAUCGUCGGCGACAUCUUCCGCAAGGGCCUCUCUGGCGGCCAAAAGCGUCGCCUCAGCAUCGCCAUCGAGCUGCUCAGUCACCCCACGAUCCUAUUGCUAGACGAGCCCACGUCCGGGUUGGACUCGGCGUCCACGUUUGCGCUGGUCCAGUACAUCGCCAAGCUGGCCAAGCAGAACCGCACGAUCGUGUGCACGAUCCACCAGCCCAGCUCGGCGGUGUUCAACCUCUUUGACAACGUCAUGAUUCUGUCGCAAGGCCGCACCGCGUACUUCGGGUCGCCGCAGCUCUCGAUAGCCCACUUUGCCAACCUUGGCCACCCGUGUCCGCCGUUCACCAACCCAGGCGAGUUCUUUCUCCAGCUCGUCAAUACUGACUUUGACGGCCACGAACACCCCGCCGUGAUCGCCAAGGGGUUUGCCGCCAGCGAUAUGCACAAGAUGCUGCGUGCCGCCAUCCAAAAGGACCGGGAAUGCCUCGGCAGCCUCGCGUUUCCCAAGGCAAUUUUCUCCACGGACCUGCGGCCGUCGGCGCUGGACCAGCUCAAGAUGCUGUUGCACCGCAACUCAGUCAACAACGUGCGCAACCCCGGCGUGUACGGCGUGCGCCUCGUCAUGUACAUCAUGCUGUCGCUCAUGGUCGGCAGCGUGUACGUGGACAACACGAGCGAGCAAGACCUGACGGCGCUGCUGUUUUACGUCCAGGCGUUCCUUGUGUUUAUGAGCGUGGCCGUGCUGCCUUUCUUCAUCGAGCAGCGCGUCGUGUUCAACCGCGAGCGCGCCAACAACUCGCUUAGCGUCGGCAGUUAUGUCGUGGCCAACUUUUUGGCGGCACUGCCUGGCAUCUUGGUCAUCGCGGUGGUGUCGUCCGCCAUUGUCGUGGGGCUCGCCGGGCUCAACUCGUUCGGGUACUUUGUGCUGAACCUGUUUUUGAGCUUGGUCGUGGCCGAGUCCCUCAUGCACGUGCUGGGCGCGACGGCGCCCCACUAUAUCAUCGGCAUUGCCUUGGGCGCCGGAGUGUUUGGUAUGUUUAUGCUCGUCGAAGGCUUCAUGGUGCCGUACCAGUCGAUCCCCGCGGGCUGGCGGUGGGUGCAUUACGUUGCAUUCCACAGCUACUCGUUCAAAGCGUUCAUGUUCAAGCAAUUCAAACCCAUGAACACGACCGCGUCUCGGGCGAUUCUCAAGCGAUUCGACGUUGAAGACGUCAAUGUCGACGGGUACAUGCUCGUGUUGGUCGCGUACGCGUUGGUGCUGCAGGCGUUGUUUACGUUCAUCUUGUGGAAGUGGCACACUGGACGUCGUUAGAGCCGUAGAAAUCUAAUACUUGUAUACUUCUGCUUGCCUAUCAGUCGC